This is a messenger RNA of Cucumis sativus (cucumber), 976 nucleotides long. RefSeq lists its product as hypothetical. The coding region runs from base 295 to 693 and encodes 132 amino acids. Lineage: Eukaryota; Viridiplantae; Streptophyta; Magnoliopsida; Cucurbitales; Cucurbitaceae. The transcript is spliced from 2 exons. The record is from RefSeq and is a predicted model, not a curated record.
AAAAAGAAAAACCAAAGAAAUAGCUUUUUCUAAGUGAGUGCAGGGUGCAGAGUGCAGAGUGCAGAGUGAUGAGCAGCAUUAGCACCAACACCGCUUGUGGGCUCCAUAUCUUUUUCCGUACUUAGCUGUACCUUUACAUUGUACACAUACUUUUCUUCUUCUUCUUCUUCCUUCUCCCACUUCCCUCUGUUUUCCAUUAUUAUAUAUUCCCCCAAAUCCUCCCUCCCAUUUCCUCAUUCCAUUCUUCUUUCCCCUUCCCGAUUUUGCUUUACUCAUUUCCAUGACAGAUUCCACAUGGAGAGUCCCAAUUUCUCUCCCCCUCACUCCGACCCAUCCCGACCCUCCUUAGGCUUUCCCCUCGGCACUGCUCUUCUCCUUCUCGUUAUCUUCACCUUGAGCGGUAUCUUCUCCUGUUGCUAUCACUGGGACAAACUCAGAUCCCUCCGCCGUUCCUCUUCUCAACCCUUACGCGAUCAUCGCCAUCUUCACCUGCAAUCACCUCCCUCCAAAUCCAACCCUACUCCGGAUUUGGAGAAGAACCAGAGAGAAAGCUUGUCGGUGUUGAUGCCAGGGGAUUCCAUUCCGAAGUUUAUUGCGAUGCCUUGUCCUAGGGAACCGUUGCGGCCGGAGACGAUUGAGGUGAAAGUGGAGAAGCCGGUGAAGCCGCUGCGAAUUGCGGUUCCUUUCUAUUAGCUGCUUCAGAUUCAGAUUCAGAUUCAGUUUCAGUUUCAGUUUCACCAUUGAUUGAUGUGUAUACAUAGACAGUAGAAACAAAUGAAUUCUUUUCAGUUUCAUCUGUUUUUCUUUCCUUGUGAAAGGGAAUUUCAAUGGCUUCCAAUUUCAUUGUUGUGUAUAUUCCACAAGCGUUCAUCACCAAGUUUGGUAUCUGCCUUUGUGCAGUUACAAACUUACGGAGGAAGAAAAGAAAAAAAGAGGAGCGUAAUUAUUAUGAAUUAAAAGCAGUUUAUUUUAUAAA